AUGGUAUGUUUUAUUAAUAUUGCGCCUCCUAAAAGGUUCGACUCUCAAAGAAAGCAGACAGUUUUAACUCUGUUGCAGUUUACAUCAAAAAGAAAUGAAAUAAAAGAUUUCCCCCAAUUAAUAUUAAUUAAAAAUAACUCAUUAAGUGAAAUAUUUAUAAUUGAAAAUAUUCCUCAUUAA
Strongyloides ratti is the source of this 180-nucleotide messenger RNA. RefSeq lists its product as hypothetical. The record is from RefSeq and is a predicted model, not a curated record. The coding region runs from base 1 to 180 and encodes 59 amino acids. Lineage: Eukaryota; Metazoa; Nematoda; Chromadorea; Rhabditida; Strongyloididae. The transcript is spliced from 3 exons.